Messenger RNA from Hipposideros armiger (great roundleaf bat), 1785 nucleotides. It is a transcript of the gene DHRS3, whose product is annotated as dehydrogenase/reductase 3. The transcript has 6 exons. Bases 444 to 1352 code for a protein of 302 amino acids. Gene Ontology annotation, cellular component: lipid droplet. Gene Ontology annotation, biological process: regulation of retinoic acid receptor signaling pathway; retinoid metabolic process. Gene Ontology annotation, molecular function: all-trans-retinol dehydrogenase (NAD+) activity. Lineage: Eukaryota; Metazoa; Chordata; Mammalia; Chiroptera; Hipposideridae. The record is from RefSeq and is a predicted model, not a curated record.
UUUUUUUUUUAAUCUUGCACUUUGAAACCGCGGGACUGUAGCAGGGUGCGCGCGUGUGGUUGGUGCCUUUUUUUUCUUCCCCUGCCUAAACUCCUCUGUCAGCCUGUAAACAUUACCUGAGAAUUCCCCAGCCGAAAAGGCGGCUGGGGCAAGAAACUUCUUGUUAGAACUUCCCACCUCCGGCUUUCCCUCCACCCCUCUUACUGUCCCAACCUUCUGAGACGCUGUUUCUCCUCCCGAAGAGGAUUUAUCUUUUUUUUUUUUCUUUUCUUUUUCUCACCCGGUGCUUUGCAUUUGGGAAGAGGUGAUUUCCAGAGUGGCCAGGUGGGACGCCUCUCUCCCCUUAUUCGGUUUAUUGUUUGGAGUGUUUUCUUUUUCAAUUCCUGUUUUGUUCGGCCCGGGGAGUUUCGCCCCCCGCCCUGCCCGGCUCCGCGGCGCGGAGGAUGGUGUGGAAAUGGCUGGGCGCGUUGGUGGUGUUCCCUCUGCAGAUGAUCUAUCUGGUGGCGAAAGCAGCCGUCGGACUGGUGUUGCCCGCCAAGCUGCGGGACCUGUCGCGGGAGAACGUCCUCAUCACCGGCGGCGGCAGAGGCAUCGGGCGCCAGCUCGCUCGCGAGUUCGCAGAACGAGGCGCCAGAAAGAUCGUUCUCUGGGGCCGGACUGAGAAAUGCCUGAAGGAGACGACAGAGGAAAUUCGGCAGAUGGGCACUGAGUGCCACUACUUCAUCUGUGACGUGGGCAACCGGGAGGAGGUGUACCAGACGGCCAAAGCUGUCCGGGAGAAGGUGGGUGACAUCACCAUCCUGGUGAACAAUGCCGCCGUGGUCCACGGGAAGAGCCUGAUGGACAGUGACGAUGACGCCCUGCUCAAAUCCCAGCACAUCAACACCCUGGGCCAGUUCUGGACCACCAAGGCCUUCUUGCCGCGCAUGCUGGAGCUGCAGAAUGGGCACAUCGUGUGUCUCAACUCCGUGCUGGCACUGUCUGCCAUCCCCGGCGCCAUCGACUACUGCACGUCCAAAGCCUCGGCCUUCGCCUUCAUGGAGAGCCUGACCCUGGGGCUGCUGGACUGUCCGGGCGUCAGCGCCACCACUGUGUUGCCCUUCCACACCAGCACCGAGAUGUUCCAGGGCAUGAGGGUCAGGUUCCCUAACCUCUUUCCCCCACUGAAGCCGGAGACGGUGGCCCGGAGGACGGUGGAAGCCGUGCGGCUCAACCAGGCCCUCCUCCUGCUCCCGUGGACGAUGCAUGCCCUCAUUAUCUUGAAAAGCAUACUCCCACAGGCUGCACUCGAGGAGAUUCACAGAUUCUCAGGAACCUACACCUGCAUGAACACUUUCAAAGGGCGAACAUAAAGGCAGGAUGCAGAGACACGCUCGAAAGCCGCGGAGCCUGAGGGGACCCUGGCACCUGGGCACACACCCACACGCCGUCUCUUGGCACACUUCUGCUGGGGGAGCAAGACUGCUCCUGUCCUGGAGAAGAAUCUGUCUGCCCCUCAGGCCGGCCCCAGGACCUUUGCACAGGACCGAUGGGCAUAACUGACCCCCAUGGGGAGGCAAGAAAUCAGCCAGCAGCCACCUUACUACUUUUGUACAUUUCUGAUUCUGUAGUUUAUUGUUAACUUGCUUCUCAAGUCUAACCAGCCUCAGCUAUGUGCACAGACUAUUUCUGGGAAGGUCUGUGCCCAGAUACUCCUCCUGUCCCUCCAAAAAUCCACUCAUCCUCAGCUUAUGCAAACUGGUUGAACGGCAGGAAUGAAAAAAUAAAGAGAGAUGGCUUUUGCGA